AUGAAAGUCUUUAAAGCGUCUGCUCAGUGCUUGUGGCCGAUCCUUGCUCGUGUUAACCACCCCGUUGUUGGGCAGCCCUUUGUCGUUGGAGUGUUCUGCGGUUUUGGUAAGCCCGAACCGUUGGAAGACUUUCUGGGCGAUUGUGUUAGUGAACUGAAGGGCCUUCUCACCACGGGCCUGCGCGAUCCACGUACAGAAAGUGUCAUCAAAGUGCAUUUGCUCAAUGUGAUUUGCGACACCCCAGCCCGCUGUUAUGUACGACAAGUGAAGGCCCACAAUGGCUACUAUGGAUGCGACAGGUACGCUAUUUUGUAUUUACAAUCGUAACUGCUGUAGAUGCUGUCACAAAGGGAAACAUAUUGCGAAUCGCAUGACAUUUCCGCAGUACAGUGGCCGUCUGCGUGAUGACAGGUCGUUUAGGUUGCGAAGUCAGGGACCGCAUCAUAAGGGCAGAUCUCCCUUCGAGGAUUUGCCCAUCGACAUGGUUUCCUGUUUCCUAAUUGACUACAUGCACCAAGUCUGCCUCGGUGUUAUGCGAAAAUUGUUGCAUACUUGGCGACUUAGUUUUGGUUGCAACUCUGUGUCAUUAAACGCAUCUAUUAAGCUAUGCAGCCACUGUUUACCGACAGAGUUUUCACGCAAUUGUAGAACACUUGAUUUCCUGGAGUUUUGGAAGGCUGCCGAAUAUCGGCAAUUCCUCCCGUACAUAGGCCCCGUUGUUUUGUCCCCGUAUUUAGACGGACCCCGUUAUAAUCAAUUUUUACAGUUUUCCGUGGCAGUGUACAUAUUUUGCCACCCAACCUUGCAUAUAUCCCGUGGUGAUUAUGGCCGCCAACUUUAGUAUAAUUUUGUCUAUAAUUUUUCCACAUUUUAUAAGCCAUCUGAUCUUGUUUACAAUGUCCAUUCUCUACUCCACUUGCACGCUGACGUCGUUCGGUUUGGGGUGCUGAAUAAUUUUUCAGCAUUUCCAUUUGAGUCUUUUUUACGACACGUUCGUGGUAGCAUAAAAGGGCCCACUAACAUAGCCGCACAAGUGUACAGGCGUUUUUCGGAAAGACGCUUGUCUGAACAGUCUACACGUUCUAUGCUGUUGGACGACGAUGAGGGAGUGCAACGGCCCUUUAAACUGCCCCGUCAAUCAACGGCUAUCUUUCACAAGGGAUAUGUCUUUUCCACUGAGCCACCCGACAAUGUCGUACUCAUCGGACAUAGACCCUGUGCACUGACAUCACUGUCGGGUAACAGCAUAGUUUACUGCCCUUUCCGCGACUGUCAGGAUCUUUUUGUAACGUCCCUUCAUUCUUCUUCCAUAUACAUUUUUAAAGCCACCGUUUUAUCAGAUACUCCGAUAACUGGCAUACUCUCCGACAUUAUUUGCAAGUACGUGUCCUUUAAAAACAACAACAACAACAACAACCAGUAUUACCUUAUCCCCCUCCUUCACACAACUACAUUCCCGUGAUUUAUAUUCCACUGUCUGCUUUUUUACAGAUGUAUUUCUGCAUUUUACGACUUACGAUGUAACAUUUGCUACAGAUGUAUUACGUGGUUAAAUUUUUCAACGACAAAUCUGCGGCGGAAGUGGCCGAAGCCUGGUUCUACAACCCGGGCAGCGUACUAUGGCCUAAAAAGCACAGGCAGCGCAGCAUUUUGCUGGAGAACAACCAGCGGCCACCGGAUGGUACUAAGGCGUACGCCGUCAAGGUACUAAAAAAUGGCCUAACGCUGGAAAAAGCUCGACAGGCGGCGCAGAGAGCACAGAAUACUGACAAUCUCUCCAGUUCCGAGCCGCGCCAGUUGGGUAGGGGCAAGAGGACCAGAUGUGCUACCAUGUUAUAUACAAUUAAUUUUCCUUUGCAGACAUAAUCGCAAACUAACCUCAGACUCCGACGACGAGGACUCGCCAAACCAACCGAAAGAGCCAACUGGUUGGCCAGCUCCACCGCCAAUACUACAGUAAGUAUGACUAUUGUAGACAUUUCAUAGGCCAAGAACGGAGGAGAAUGUGCCACACUUGUUUUCCACUGCGUCGAUUGGACCCAGCCAGUCAACACCACUGUCCUCACUUGAGUAGACAACGCUCAUCAUUUAUUACUUUAGACACUCCACGACAAUUUCGUCAUAUGUUUCCGCUGCUACAAUUUCGACGGAAUUUAGCCAGCAGGUGCAAAAGGACAUGGCUGACAUAAAAGGUCAGUUAAUAAACACAAAUGUCCGGCUAGCGGCACUUGAGUAAGGCUGUGAACAAUCUCCCUAACAAACUAUUAGGAGAAGGAACGAUUUCCUAGCUGAGCAACUUAUGGCUCUUCAUAGCAGUGUGCAGCAGAUGCAGGCAACACUAUCAGAUGUUGUCAAUGCAUUGCAAAGAGCCUCCAGCGCCGGUUCUGUCACAUCCUCCUCCCUAAAUUUACCGCUGUGUACCGAGGAGGCAUACGAAAACUUUCUUCGUCGGCUCAGCGUAGAAGACGGUUUUGCAAACGAGGCGGUAUGUGCGCAUCUACUUGACUGUUUUCAGAUCCGGCAACUGGUCAUGGUAGGUGGUCGAAAUGAGGCAGACUUCCUCAGAAACCUACUGACGGUUCUAUUGGGCCCGCCCUUAUGCCACAACUUCUGUUGGGCGGGCGGAUCCAAGGAGAAGAAGUCCUUCAUGGCCUGUCCACUUUUUUCUGUCCUUAAAGGUAAGUCCAAUUUUUGUUUAUUUUCACGCGCAGAUGCAAUUGCCCAACAUCCCCGUUUCGACAACUGCACUACAGAGAUAUUUCGACGGACAGCAAUCAGGUGGAAGUGGAAGUGACUUCUCAUCCUGGAUACGAAGGUCGCUGAAACCCCCAUGAUCCAAGGCAGACUUUGUACAUUUACAUUUUUUGACUUACGUAUUCAAUAAAUCGUCCCUCCACAAUACCGCCUUCCGACUUUACCAUUUCGGUAUCCACAUUUGCCCUGUAGUGGGCCACUUACCGCCGUAGCCUAUCUUGUUUGGGACGUGGAGGUUCGCGUGACUCGUUUCGGGGUUUUACGUUAGGCGACCGUUCGUCAUGGUUGGCGUUUACGGCCAAAAAAUCGAGGCCGCGAUGAAUGGAAAAAAACGAGAAAAAGUCCGCGCGCAAAAUUUUUUCCAAGGUGUGGCCAAGUGUGGCCAAUGUGUUGAUGGCCAGACCAUAGCCACACCAUUUGGCCACACCUGGCCGCAGCAUAGCCGCACUUGGCCACACCAUAUUUGCCUCGGCCAAGUGCGGCUGGUGGUGGCACGGUAGGGACAAGUCGUCAAAGCUUGUAAAUUCUCUGUUGCCCUUAAGGAUAACAAAAAUCCAAUAAAAAUCCAAAGUAACACGAAGACUAAAUUUCGGUUCAAGCUGUUUCCGCCCAUUUUUACUGCAGAAACAGAACUGGCAGUAAACAGACUUCCAGACAUCGGGUCCAGUACGGUCUCUAAUCCUGUUCCUUCUCACUGGCGAUUAUCUGGAGGCUCCUAAUCGGUCCAAAAUCAAAUCUCCCUGUCAGGGUUCCUGUAAUUGUUCUCCUUCCUCUAAUCUCAGUAGAAGUGGACAGUCCUAGGCAUUCACAGGCCUUGCCCAUUCAUCUUCGGCUAACUACUUGGAGACAGUAGAAAACACUUUCCACCCAACUUACUGACAGGUAGUGGGUACAUGUGUCUUUAUAAAUCAAUUCUGUUUUAUUAUUCUUGUUGACCUUAAAGAAGACAUUUAACAGUUUAUGUUGUCUCCGUGCUCUGAAUGGCAUCCUGCUGUCCUUUGGUCCAGUUUUAUUAAACACUUGUGUUCUGUGUAUUUUAAUAUUCUUUUCCAGUCGUUACGCUGCCCAUGUUAAUAAUAAUUUUUAUACGAAACCCGUGGCGUCCUUUUAUAACAAGUAAGAAUAACUUUUACAUUACUUUUAGAAUUUUAGACGAGGUAUACAGAAUUUAUACAAUACUUUAUUCGUAGUUAUUGAAUAAGUAGUAUGUCACCAAGUGUUUAGCGAGCAGUGGAAAAAACUCCUAACACAAACAAAAUGAGUAUGACUGAAUUAGCACUAUAGAGCAAAAAACUUUCGAUCCUUAAAAUAUAAAAAUCAGACAGGACCGUCCUGUAGAUGGCAUUGUAUAACGGAUUUCAUGAAGAGGUAAGUAGGCGGGUCAGGCAGGACUGGCUUGUAUGUGGUAUUGAGUAAAAGGUUCGAAACGAGCAUCAUCAAGGCAGAAUUCAUAUGCCGGGCGAGACCAUUCAUGUCAAAGUGGUGAACAGAAAACCAGUCUCGAGGCGAUAGGAACCCAGAUGCGAUAGGUUACAUUCAGCCGAGUCCAGCUGAGGAGGGGGCAGGGCAGAUACGACCAGACUACUGAUAUAUGGCAAAUACAGAAGGUUCCGCCAAGAGCGUCGAUAGAGCGCAUUCUGUGAGAAGCACGAUGCAAGAACGGAAAAAUCGAAAAAAUUAACAUUCCUUAUGAGGGGUCCUAGGAAGCGAUACGACUCACAAAAGAGGGAAAUGUGAGCAGAUACGGAAAGUUAAUGGCGGAAUCCUAAAUUCCCGGUGGUCCUUUCUCAAUGUCAUAGAGAAAGUUGUCCGAGAAGGAUGAGGAAAAUAAAGGUUUAAUGGAGCCAGUAUUUAGAUAAAGGCGUAGCCUUCUCUUAAAAGUGUGCAGAUUAUCUGAAGAUCUUAUAUUUAUUGGUAGGUUAUUCCGGAGGACGGUAUACCUGGAAGCGAAAAAAGAACACUUAUAAGUGGAGAAAGCGGGGGGAGGCAUAAUCAGGGAAGAGUUGCGAAGAUUGUUUGGGUGACUACUCGGGGUAAGUGCUUAAAUCCGAGGAAGAUUUGAGCUAUUAUUAAUGCGAAAGAGGAGACAGAGGCCUGCUUCUAGUCUUCGAACCCAUAAAAAUUUUAGGUUAGUUAGCUGGCACCUAUCUGAGUAGGAGAUAUUUGGAUGUUCCCUGCCUAAAAGAUUUUUUAGAAAAACGUCUUUGGACAUUUUCAACUUUAAAACGACUAGCUUCAUUCAUCAAGCCAAAGAAUGGGCAACAAUAUUCGAGAAUGUGAAGUACAAACAUACGAUAGAUUGUAAGUUAAUUUCAGGAAGAUAGAAAUUGUAAGAAAUAAAGCCACAUAGCUGGGCAGCUUAGGCUGUAAUUCUGUCAGCGUGUGGCGAGAGAUCAAGAUUAUUAGUGUAGCUUAAACCUAAAUCCUCGAUGGUGGUACAUUCAGUCAUUGGUGUGCCUUGAAAGACCACUGGAUGGGGUAACCUAUCAGGUCCAAAACACAUACAAGGACAUUCAGACGGAGAGAAUUCCAUUAGCCAUUUUGAGUUCCAAAUUGAGAGAGCAAGCAAGUCAGCAUGGAUUUGCUCCAGGCAAUGAAGGCUCGUAGGUUUAUUGAAUGAAUAUACAUAUUUGAGAUCAUCAGCAUAAAUAAACGAUUGAGAAUAUUUAACUGCCGCCGAGAUAUCAUUCAUGUUCAUGUUUUGAUGUGAGGUUUAUGUAUGCAUUUGAGAUACCAGGUAAACGGAGUCCCCAAUCCAAACUGGUGUUCUCCAAGGGUCUCCGCCAAAGUCAUUACUUCCUUCUCAUUUUCGAUAGAUAUAUAUUUUGAAGGUACUAGGCAAGGUUUAUUAAACCUUUAUUUUUACAAAUGCAUAUAACCCUGGAAAAAAUAAAAUGAGCUACCACACAAAAAUUGUUGGUUGUGGCCAAGUCACACCGCAGGAGGCGGAUGCGGACAUCUUCCUUGUCCCUGUUUCAAAGUGUGAAGGGGACGCAAGGGACGCAUAUGACCAUUCAAAUGCUUCUUCAAAAGCUGCAGCAAAAUCGACUUUGUAGCUACUUCAGAGAGAUAAUUCCACCGUUCAAUUACACGCUAUCGGAAAACACCAGACCGAAUACUGAAUUCGGACAUUUUCAUAAGCAGUUUCAUUGUGCGCCACAAAGGUGAAGAGCAAAUCAUCCCUAAAUCAUAUCAUCUAAACGCUGUCAUCGUUCGAUUUCAUGUACUGUCUCAUAAACUAGGGUAAGUUCAUCCCUCUGCUGCUUACGACAAAAGGAGAAAGGGUAAGACAAUUCAAUCUUUCUGGAUAAAAUUGAUGCUUUCGACCAUUUGCCAGCUUCCUUCCUUCCCAGGACUUGUUCUGUCGUUUCGGCGUCAAAGUCUCUGCAUAUCUUUGUUGCACUCUUAGCGAGGACGAACUAUGAAGCGCUUGGUUUAACCAGAACGACGUUUAUUUAAAACCACAAACAUCCUUCUGAUAUCGCGCAGUGCUCCGUUAGCACUUUUUGCAUCCUUAGUGCGUUGAGGCGAGAGUUCUACCUUGCCCUACAAAAAACGCCGAGAUUAUUCUGCGAAGGCGUUAAAUAUAUUUAAGUGCUCUGUAUUUUGGUUCGGUUUUGGCUGACUGAGGUUAGGUGAGUGACGACGAGCCUUUCUACAUUGAGUUAGAACCGAUAUCGUUCAAACCAAGUUUUCGGUCAUUGUUAAUUAUUCCAGAGAAAUAUUUAAUAAUCUGGGCCUUAAAUCGUUUGUAAAAGUAUCAGUUCCCCGGAAAACAUGAUUUUGUCACAGUCAAGCCUAGAAAGGCCGUAAUUAGUGUGCCAAAUAGAGGGUGAGAGAUUGUUAACAUGCAAACAGAGAAAACCUCGUUCUCAUAUUCACUCACCUUGGAUGAUCGCCUCCGAUACAUGUGCGCUUCCUUCAUCAGGCUAGGAAUAACUUUAUUCAGUUUACUACCUUUCUGCAAUGCCGAAAGUUGCCCAAUCUGUGAUGUUGACUUUGAUGUGGACAUUAUCGUAGACUUUACAAGUCAAGGUCUAUUACAAUUUCAUCAAAGUCCUUUUCUGUAGCCUUAGUCAAGGUUUCCAGGAAACAAAAUGUAGAGAGGCGAGAACGAUUGAACUGAAAACCAUGCUGAAAAUUCCCAAAUAUUUUGUUUCCGCCCGGGAACUGUGCUGCAGACGGCUUUUUAAGGAAACCCGUUGUCAUGAAAGAAGGGUAGAUGAAGCUAAUUAGUUAAUGUCUGUUUACAGCCAUUCGAUCGCUUCUUUUCGCCCAAAAGCAAACUCUGUUUGCAGAGAAAGCUCAAAGAGACUUGGAAGAGGAAUUUGGGUGGUUUUAGGGGAAUCUGCCUUCGUAUUCCGCCUUCUUGGGAAGGUUUUUUAGUUUUGUCAGAUUCACUGUCGGUCUUACAUCUCUGACAAAAGGAAAGCAUCUAAAUAAUGAUUUUGCUACGUUUUAUUUUAAAUUUUUGGUUGACUUAAGGGAGGGCUUUCGUGUUAGGCAGUGGCUGAAAGAACUGCGGCGAUAAUUAUACUUUCUGGAUCUUAGGAUUCACCUCUGCCGAUUAUAGUUUAGAGACACGGGGAUUUGUCCCUGUCCCCGUUUCUUCCUUCUAAUGUUCAUAUAAAACUUCCCGAGACACUCAGCGUCAGCUACCAAAUGGGACUCAGAAGGAGUUCAACAAUAAGUGUCAACUUGUGACACCCAGCAGGCCGUUUCCUGUAUUCAACGACUGGUGUUGAUUUUUUGAUUUCUAAGUAUAGUUUCCAAGAACAUUCCUGUUUUUAUGCUCUUCCUUAUUAUUUGCUUGUGAAGAGUACCUUAAGCCGACCGUCGACUAUUAGUAGAUGUCCCAAUAAUAUAUGCCUGGCUGAGAAAAAUGCUUCUAUCAGGGCAGAUCUUCAGGUAUCCAGAUGUACCGACCAAUAGAACCUCGUUAGUCGGGUUCUUCAUAAGUAAUCUAACGCCAAGGUAAGGAGUACGUUUGUGCACAGCAGCAAGCUGCAAAACAGUUCCGCGAGUCGAAGGCAUGUAAAACCCUGGAUUUCAAAACUAUGUAAUUCUAGCAUCAUUUAAUAAAUGCUAACCGACUUCCUUCAAGCCGCAUAAGAGAUUUUGUGUUAUUCGUGGGCUUAUUCAGAACAAAAUCAAGUAAAACUUUUACAUAUUCCGUGCAACAUCUGCCUAGUCGCAUCUAAAAUACUGCCUAGCAGCGUGGUCUGCAAAAUGUGGACGGGGGAUCCUCACGAAUGACAGAACUGAAAGCAUUCCUCCCCUAGAAAACAUCGUUCAGACCGAUUUUCAUCGGCUUGUUCGGUAGCAGAUUUAUUACAAGGCGUUAUUAAUCCAUGGACGACCUACAUGUAAUAGCAUUCGUAAUGCCCAUACGCCUGGACUUUAGGAGGUAGUUUAAUCGUAGCAGGCCAUCAGCCCGCGAAAUAGUCGACCAGUUGAUUUAUGGCGACACGAACAACACUUCUGAAAAAGUAAUUGAACAAGCUUUUAAACUUAUUGGGGUAAUAAGUUCGGAAACUGAGGAAAGAAUUAAGCGCAAGCAUAAUUUCGUACUGCGAAACAUUCCGAGCCAAUUAUCUGCUAUGGAAGGAGCGCAUGUGUUCCUACAAAGUUGUGGCUUCUGUUUCAGUGUCGCACAAGCUAAGCGACUUCGCUCGCUUAGCCGUAAUGCGCCGAUACCAGUUACCCUUUUCUCCAUGAUAGAAGUCGAUUUUAUCUUGUCGAGUAGGGAGAUAACUAGAGACUUCUGCCGUAAAUGGCGCUGCUCCGUUUCGUCAGACCUCACACCCCUGCAGCGAAAACUGAAUAAAUUAAAAUCGUCAAAAACCAGCCUCAAGAUAAUGACACCUACUGUCAGUCUGAAUAAGUCCUCUACAACACCAUCUGCGGCAUCUGCACAUCACGGCAUAGCCAAUUCCGUAGGGGAUUCGACUACUUUUAAUGCUGAGCUCUUUAAACACACCAUCACGCCUGGUAUAAACACGCCUCUAUCGACUCCCCCAGCAACCCCUCGUAAGCCUAAGCAUGUGUCUAAGUCAUAAGCAAAUCCAAUUGCUGUCUCAGCCACUCGGACACCCAAUAAAUCCAGCACCAUUGUAAAAUAUUUUCGUCCACAAUCGGCUAACAGUGCCUCAAAUACGCCGACUCAAAACGUAGCGGGUUCGCAACUGCCCCCCAGCCCUCAUAUUGAGGCAGUUAGGCCGAAUAUGCCGAUUUUUCCGCCGUUUAAUAAAACUCUUGCUCCAAUGGAAACAAUGUGUCCCCCACCCCCUAACUUGUUUCCUCCACGCCCGUUUUACCAAUUUAUUCCUCAUGAUAAUGUCCAUACUGAAUCAGUUAAUUCAUCCGAUCCUCAGUUUCGUUCCGGUGGGAAUACGUUGCAGUAUCUGCCCCGCGGAUUUCCAGCUGAAAAUAAGUUAGCUAACGAUGGUUACCAGUUCACCUGUCCGUCAUUCCCUCCCCCAAGUCCUACCCCUUUUUAUCCAUGUCAGAAGUUUUCAAUGCCACAAAAUUUUUUGCAAAACUGGAUGGUUGCAUCCGGACCAUUUGCUCCGUGGGCAGCCCAGAACUGGACGAUGUAGCCCACUUCCCUCAGAAACAAACAGCCUUUCCCUUCAAACUUUUUUGUUUUAAAUGCCAGAUCCUUGCUUAAUAAGAUGCCUUUGCUUCAGACUCUGGUGUUCGUGCAUUGUCCAGAUAUUGUUUUAGUAACUGAGAUGUAGGCAUCAGCCUCAGUAGCUGACUCCGAACUGUCGCUUCUAGGCUACAAACACUUACAUUUUUGCCGUUGGACCUCCCGCAUUUUUCCGCAGUAGAAGGCAGCUGCUGGCUCCAGAUUGCACCAAAAAAUAAGUUCUCCUUACUCGUUGGCUGCGUCUAUCGUCCUUCCAACGCCAACGGCCAUUUUGAUCGUUUACUCUCACAGGCAUUUCAUGCUGCGGCCGACUCAAGCUUUAAGUAUCAAUUGGUUGCGGGUGACUUUAACCUCCCCGAAGUCCGCUGGUCUCCGCCUUCAGGCCCAAGAAGGUUCGAAGACUUUCUUGAGGCUGUGGAUGUUGGGAUGUGGACUCAGGUUGUCGAUUUUUCCACCCGAGGAUCAAGCAUACUUGACCUAAUUUUCUGUAGAGGCUGCAUGCCAUCGUCGGUGUCAUCCCUAGGCCCACUCGGGGACUCAGACCAUGACAUAGUUGUUUCAACGUUGGAAUUCGAGGCUGACAAAACGUCGUCCCCAAAGUAUAGCUUUUUCCACAAUUUCCGAUCAACUCGCUCAACCGAAUUAUUAACACACCUUAAUUCCUACGACUGGACUGAUUUCUUCCUUAGUUCGGAGGUAAAUGUUUGCACUGCAAAUCUGUACGAAAUUUUGGAUCCCCUUUUUUCUCGUUUUGUCCCCCGUAAGAAAACUAUUAAUGUUGGGGAUGGGGUUUUCCUACCCUUACCGUUUCGUCGCAGAUUGCGCAGGCUUUAUCGUCGUUUCCAUCUUCAGAACGAUGUUUCUGUCCUGCCCUUGAUUCGUUAUAUUUUUGAUCGAGCUAAGAGAUUGUCUGAAGAAAAACAGCUAGCCGAGGAGAUCCAGUUUACGGAAAACCAUUCGUUAAGUGUUUCGAAACUUUUCUCUAGAAAAAUAUGAACUCACCGAAAGACGCAGCAUCCCAUCCGCCGAGACGCUCUCGGAAAUCCCAUAGUUGAUGCCCAGUUAACCGCUGAUAGCUUCAAUGAUUUCCUGUCCAAAACGUUCAUUGAAGACUCGACCACUCCGCUUCCGACCAUGCAGCCAUCGACUGGGGCAGUUCUAGAAACUAUAACUUUAACUCUGUGGGAUGUGACUGUUGCGAUUCGGCGUUUUCGUCAAUCUUAUAGUCCAGGCCCUGAUGGUGUCCCAGUAAACAUUUUAAAAGCCGAUGCAAACACGAUCUUCCCAUCCCUCUUAUGCAAGAUAUUUAAUCUUGCUCUUGAAACUGAAACCUAUCCUACCUUGUGGAAGGAAUCACACAUUCUGCCCAUUCCUAAGCACGGCAAAUCUACAUCAUUUGAUGACUUUCGGCCAAUAAACACCCUCCCCGCAGUUUCGAAGAUCUUAGAGACAUUGAUUAAAGAUAAACUUAUGUGUCACUUAACAGUGAAUAACCUGCUCAGUGCUGCUCAGCAUGGAUUUCUCAAAGCUCGAUCUUGUGACACCUGUCAGCUUUCUUUCUUUGACUAUGUUCUCCAAUCUAGGGACAAUGGUUUUGCACUUUGCAAUGUAUAUUUCGAUUUCACUAAGGCUUUUGAUCGUGUUGACCAUGCUCCUCUUCUCUUGAAACUGUCCUCUUUCGGAAUAGGUGGCAAACUUUUGAAGGUUGGAUGCCAGUGUCGCAACACUCCGAUUCGCCGCGAAUCGGAGUGUUGCGACACUGGUAUCCAACCAUUUAGGCUACCGGAAGGAAGGUUGUUGAAAAACCCGUUCGCCCGAGGCAACUAACAUAUAGUGGGAUUGUUCUACACCCUAUUUACCAUUACAGAACUUCCUGCGCUAAGAGGGCUAAUCAAUGAUAUAUAACCGAAAAUCCGUAAUGCGUUUUCGUUCCCACUAUACUACGCAGACAUGGGUGUAAAAUCACGUACCAUGAAGCACAAUGAUAAAGUAAUUCUGUUACCGUUGAAAUCUUGGCAUUCGAACGAACUUCCCUUCGAAUGCAUAGAAAAUAGACACUCGGUGAAAAUGCCUACUUUAAAAGCAAGAUUUCUCCUCAUUGAGUUUCAAUGCCCUUGCCAACUGAAUUAUAUCUCAUGGGAAACAUGCAUGAAAACAUUCAAUCCUAUCCUCAUUCGGUAAACAAUUACGUUUUUUAAUUUUAUACUUCAACGAGGGGUGUUACUCGCUUUUCGAAACAUUUUUCCGUUCCUGAAUGGUUUUGGACUUGACCUGCGCUUACACCUGCACUCGGUGCUUAGAGCCCACAAACCACAUACCUUUGAUGUACGAAAACCCAUAUGACCCUAUAGGGUAUAAAGAGGAGAUGAUAAGGGGUUCCCGAAAUUAACCAGUGGAUUUGAGUCAUAUUGUAAGCCUUCGAAGCAACAUUAGUAAAUGUACAGGCAUGAUAUUUUAUGAACGGGUAUUUCCCGAUAUGAAAGCGUCUCAUAAAUACAAACUUUCUAAAACCGAACUCUGCACUUCCUUCGAGUAUGACAUUGGAAGCACACGUAAUUUUAUACGGUCUGACUAGAAAAACGAAUACUUUCAAGCCUGUUUUUCCAUGCAAUACAGUUGACUUUUCGAGGCAUCGACCAGCAAUGAGAAAAUUUCAUGCUACUUCAUUAGUCAUAUUCUACAGAGUGCGGUUUUCGCAUGCGGCCGAAAAGAAGUUCGUUCGAAAGCCAGCAUCCCUAGGUUAUUGAUUUACCAUAAUAUCAUGCUGUAAGACAUUUAAUUUUACAACGCCAUUUAGGUAUUCCUCUUGGCAUUCAUUUCAGAAUUUUCGUUAACAUUUCACGUACUUUGUCUCCUGGGGUCUAAUACCCACUUUCGAAUUACUGUCAGCAUUCUAUGUUCUAGCACACUUGCUUCGCACUGCAGUUACUGUCAUCCCAGUUGUUCGAGGGAGUAAUCUCUUGGAGUCCAGAACCCUUGUCGGAAUUACUGUUAGCAUUCUAUGCUCUGGCCUAUUUACUUAACACUGUACCUACUGCGAUCACAGGAGGAGUUGUUCAAAGGAGUUUGUUCGCCUGACGUCUCGCAUUCACACUAGAACUCAUCGUAUGAGACGAUCGUAAACGCGUUGGAGUGACCGUCCGUCAUGUGAAGUCAAUAGGAAUUCUGGUUCCCCUGACUGUUGCUAACGCAUUCAAUAGCUAAUUUUUCUCACGCGCACCUUUAUACAUGCAAAGCAAAUUUCCCCGAAAUAACAACCCACGGUCUACGAACAUCGGCAGGCUUGUGCUGUAUGCCGAGAGUGGUACGCGACAUAGUAGGAAGAAAUUUCGUAAUAUUCACAAAUUACACAUUCCCUUGCGAUAUGUUGCAACUCCGAUUUCAUAUCAGAAACAUAUCAUGUCAGAUAGAUCGUAAAAGUAGUUUGUUACCUUCCGUCAGCUCUGUUGGUACCUACAGUAGUACGCCAUACCGGUCCAGUGUGGACAAGUAAUUUUCCCAUAUGCGUAUAUGUCCAGCAAUGCUAUUCCAUUAAAACGCACAGCAGCCAUGUCAUCAGCAGGGUUUUCUUUAACUGACCUAACUUACCCUUAUUACUUCCCUUCCAGUGCAUACUUCCCCAUCCAGUUCCCGUCAAAAUUCGAUGGAAACUUCAUUAACCUUCCUUUUUCGCCUUUCGAAUUCGGUUUCGAAUUUUCGACCUCCGAGGGAUUUGCCUUUUCCGGGAUUUCUGCCUAUUGGACGCUUCGCGGGCCCAUUUGGAUUAAGAAAUUGAAGCUUAAUCAGCAAUUCCUCGAACGAUCCACACGGAACUCCGACAGAACUUUCUUUGGAACGACCAUUCUCCUUCGUAUCAAUUCUCUGCCAACGGCACCGCGGGACUCUCCUGAUCCAAGAGGGGCUGAGUCGUUUGCUAUUUGCUUCAUAUUGUUGGCUUGGUUAAAAAGCUUCUCCAACACCUUCAAAUACUUCGUCCCGUACCUAGAAUACCUUGCAUAUCCUUUGAAUUAAUAAUGGGAGUCGACAAAACACCAUCAGGACAAUGUGCAAAAGACUCGCCCAAGUGGGAUUCGAACCCAGGUCCCGUCGUGGGGUGAGCAGCGUGAUCACCACUACACUAUCGGCGCACGGUGGACGGACUGAAAUAAAUAAAGUAGUAAACAUUAUUCGUAGUACAAAUGGCUGCAACUCUGCAUAUAUCGCUGUCAAGUCACCUCCCGCUAAACGAGCAAGGAGUCUAGUAAGCUGUAUGGAUAUUAAAUACGAAGACGAAGCCUGUACGACAUGUUUCGGACUCCUUCAAAAAUUUGCGGAAAUGGAGAAGGAGAUAAAGGGCCUUAAAGUGGAGAUGGAGAAGCUGAGGAAUCUCCCUCGCUAUUCAUCUAAAGAGAAUGAAAGCGAGCGAACAUACGCAAACACGGCUUCCUCGGCUGUGUCGACGGAGGAGAAAGAAAAUAGUAGGUCGCUAGAGCUUGAUAGGAAUGACACCCAGUGUCUUGUGCGAAAAAAGCGCGGUCAGACGCGAUCUCAGCGAACACAAAGAAAUCGCAGGGUACCUCGAAAAGGCACAGAGAGUCAGACGAGGGAACAAGAGUUGGCUAAGCCGCAGACGAAAAUCGCGCCGCUGAAAACGAAAAAUGAUCAAAAUAUCGUAGUAAACAGGCAGUCAUGCGUUAGUCCUGCUGAAUCAAACCUUCCUAAAUCGGUGGAAGGUUGUAACCGGGAUGCACGCGAUGAAGACACUGCAGGUAUGAUUAAACCACAAGGCCGUCUAGUUGAUCGCAGUAAAUGCAUCGUUAUAAAGGGCAUGCCUGAGUCUGUUUCCGACACUCCAAAGGACAGAAUACAGCAUGACAUAGAAAUAUUCCAGGAAUAUCUCAAAUCGAUCUUAGAAGGAGACGAAAAAGUCACAAAAUUAAAGGCUUUCAGGAUGGGUAAAAUUAAAGACUCAAAGCAAGAUCCAGACCGACCGAGACCGUUAAAAAUUGUCUUUGAGAAUGACGAACAAGCGCAGCUACUUUUGAGCAGGAUAGCUGCGCUUAAACAUGCCCAUCCAUCAGUUUUUUUUCAGCGGGACUUUUCACCCGCGGAGCGAGAAAAAUGGAGGGGGCUCAAAUUGGAAGUCCUCAGGCGGUCGAGUCUGGGCGAGACAAAUCUCAGAAUAGUGGACGGAAAAAUUAUACGCGCCCAGAGGCCAUUCCUCUGGAGAAAGCCCAUAACUCUAACAGCUUAGGAGUGAUGGAAAGCAGUUCAUCCCGCUCAGCUCCGACCGGCUUCUGCAUUCAAUCCCAAGAAAUGGAUAAACGCCAGUAUGCCGGUGUUGAUCGUGCCAAAUUGAGAUUUUUGUAUACCAAUGCUCAAAGUCUCGUUUCGAAAAUCGACGAACUCAAAGCGAUAGUACCGGAACGAAUCCCCGAUGUCAUCGCCAUAACGGAAACUUGGCUUAAUGCCGAAAUCUUGGAUGCUGAGAUUUCGAUACCGGGUUACCAGCUGUUUCGUAGAGACCGCCAAAAUAGGCAGGGCGGAGGGGUAGUCGUAUAUGUGAGGGAAGGAAUUUCAGCAGUUGAAAGAUCCCACACCCUCUCCCUUGAAUAUGAAUCCGUCUGGAUAAAGAUAAAGAAGAGCAAUGCACAAAAUCUAGAAUUUCUGGCGAUUUACAGACCACCAAACCUUCUGAGUGCAGUUGAUGAGUCGCUUCUUGGUUUAGUCAAAGACGUAGCUAGCCACCGAGAGGUACUUAUUGCUGGGGAUUUCAACGCACCUGCAAUAGAGUGGGAAACUAUGGCAGUUAACGGCGGACCAGGCUCUUUCAGCAGUAAGCUACUGGACCUCACACUCAAUCUCCCUCUGGCGCAACAUGUGAAGGUACCAACAAGAUUUCGAGAGAACCAGAGAGUGAAUUGUCUAGACCUAGUUUUCACUAAAGACUUCUCUAAUAUCGACGAAGUAUAUUCGAAUGCACCUCUCGGGAAAAGUGACCAUACUACGCUACUAUGGGAUUACUCGCUCUUCUCUAAACGCCAGAAGAGAACAGAGGGCCAACCUAAUAUAUGGAAGGCAGAUUUUAAUAUGAUGAAGAACGACUUGCUGUCCGUGAAUUGGGACCAAAUACUCAGGGGAGAUCCGGAGGACGACUGGAGAUCUUUUAAGACGAUUUCACUCGAUCUGUUUAGGCGCUGUUGUCCACCUAAAGUACAAAAAACAACUUGUCGACCUCCUUGGUUAACUAGGGACCUAAAUAGGCAGCUACUGAAGAAAAGCAAAAGAUGGAAAAUAUUCAGGGAAACUGCGUCACCAGCGCAUUUCGAAGAAGUUCGUCGUCAACGAAAUGCCGUCAAAAAAUGUAUCCGUCAGGCACGGAAGGAGUAUGAAUCCAAAAUUAUCCGACAGGCUGAACAGAAACCUAAGAUUUUAUUUCACUAUCUUAACAGUCGACUGAAAGAUAAGGACCCGGUCGCGGUGCUGAAGGAUGAUAAUGGUGUAGAGAUCAUUGAGAACACCGAGAAAGCCGAAAACUUAGGACAGUAUUUUGCCUCGGUUUUUACUAGGGAAACAGAGUUUCGCAGUCGCAGUGCUAGCAGUGCUGUUGAGACUGCUGAUCGCGUGCUUGACUCCAUACUCUUCCCGACAGCUGUCGUGGAAAGGGAGCUGAAAAAUCUCAAGGAAGCAAAGUCCUCGGGUCCGGACAAUAUACCAGCCAAAUUCUUGAAGGAACUGGCGAAUGAACUCUCCAAACCACUGGCGCACAUCUUCCGCUCGUCAUUCGAAUUAGGGAGGCUGCCAUCGGAAUGGAAGACAGCAAAUAUCUUUCCGAUAUACAAGGGCGGGGCUCGCACUAAUGCUAACAAUUACCGGCCUGUUAGUCUAACCUGCAUCUGCUGUAAAAUAAUGGAGGCCAUAGUUAAGAAAGCAACAAUGGAGUUCCUGGAGCAGGGCCAUUUACUCUCAGACCUGCAGCACGGCUUCAGACAGAACCGCUCGUGCCUUUCCAGUUUAUUGCUCUCGACGGAGCAGUGGACUCGCGCACUGGACGAGGAUGGUAGGUUCGAUGUCAUUUACACAGACUUUAAGAAAGCGUUCGACAGCGUCCCACACAAACGCCUAAUCUACAAACUGUCUGAAAUUGGGAUAAGAGGAAGGCUGCUGACAUGGAUAACAGAUUUUCUUACCGGGAGAUCGCAAACCGUGUGCGUUGAGACCUCAAGGUCAACUCCUACCCCCGUUCUAAGUGGUGUACCCCAGGGCUCCGUCUUAGGGCCGUUGCUAUUCCUGGUUUACAUUAACGACUGCGUCGACGACCUGGGAUGCAGCGCCAUCAUGUUUGCUGACGAUGAUAAGCUGUGGAGACCCAUCAGAUCUGACGAAGACAGGUACGCGCUUCAAGACAGUCUCAACCGCCUGAACAGUUGUUCAGCUCGUUGGCUCCUUAAUUUUAAUGUGGACAAAUGUGUGGUCCUGAGACUCCGCACCAGACGGACCAGUAAGGAGGACGAUUCCUUUCAAUACGUCCUUGGUGGGCAGCCCCUUUCAAAUGUUGUGGAACAGAAAGACCUGGGCGUCCUAAUGACCUCCUCGCUGAAACCAUCAUCACAGUGUCAAAGGGCAGCCAAAAGUGCGAUAAGGGUGUUAUUUGCGCUGAGGCGAGGAUUUGUGCAGAUCGACAAGAAGCUGUUCGGAAAAACCUAUGGGGCAUUCGUCCGGUCUCACUUAGAGUAUGCAGUCCAGGCCUGGCGACCGUGGUUGAAGAAAGAUUAUCAACGACUGGAAAGAUUACAGGCAAUGGUUACGAAGAUGGUCAAGAAUCUUCAUCAUUUGCCUUACGAAACCAGGCUGACCGAACUAAAUCUGUUUCCUCUAAAUUACAGGCAACUGCGCGGCGAUCUCAUUCAAACCUACAGGAUUGUCAGAAGCCGUGAGUGUGCCCUAGAUUUUGAUGAAUUCUUUGAAUUGGCCCGGACUGACCGUCUGCGUGGUCAUCCCUUCAAACUGCAAAGGAAGCGGGCUCAUUCGGACGUCCGACGGAACGCCUUCUCUCACAGGGUCAUCGGGGCAUGGAAUGAACUCCCUGAUGCCGUCGUUCUUUCCGAAAGUGUCAAAUCCUUUAAGUGCAGACUAGACGCUCAUUUGUUGAGAACCUACUGUACAUAUAAUAAUGAUUGUUUUAGCGGCGGCAGUUUGCGCCUAGCUCACACUUACCGCUAAUUUUUUAACUUUUCGCAUUUGCUGAUGUAAUUGAUGACUUGAUUUCUGUUUAUCGAUAUGAAUAGAGAGCUCAAGGGCGAAAGCCUCAUUCCCUUAAUAAACUGACUUAAACCAGUGUGUUGGUCGGUUCAGAGAGCGUGUGAUCAUCUUUUUAAAAUGCCCACAUUAUGCAGUCUCCGCUAACCCUCACCUAGGCUUAAAUAAGCCGCCCACUACGGCAGAUGAAAUACUACCUUCCCCUCAAAGCCAAACCAAUUUUAGUGAACUUGUCUUACCCAAUCUGCUGUUUUGCAUUCUUGCUCGACCUACUGCCAUCGAAGCCGUAGGCGUCCUGUGUACGGCACUAUCGCGUCCUUCGACCAUGACCAUUAUCGCGUAUCUGAUAUUUCCCAACUAUUGCCUUUCUCAGAAGAAUCGGCACAACCUCAAUCAUGAAUUCCCUCCCGCAGUGCGCGCACAACACGCGCACUCGCGCCAGCCCAUUGGUCAGCCCGCAGGCCAAUACGGCUUCCGCUCUAACCCGGCCAAUAGCGUUAACGCAUGAGGUCCUAAAUCCCCUUCGGCCUUCUCAUAGGCUGCUUUCUCACCCUGAAGGUCAUUUAUGAGGUUCUUUUGAUGCGUUUAAACAAAUUUUCGCGGAUAUGCAAUUUUUUAAUUAUCGCGCACUAUAUUCCUUGCUGUUUGGCACGUUUUAGACGCCCCACCCGUACAACCCCUCCUACCACCAUUCCCGUAAGACAGGUAGACGGGGGAAAAGUUUUCUUCAGUGUUGCGACACUGUAUUACCGCCACCGAUUUCAACGCAAUAUUCAUCUACUUUUCGGGAUGGUGCCGAUAGAUAUCACUUCUACGUUAAGAUGAUAAAUCCUGUCAGUGACGAGGAAACGCACGUGAAAUGCAGCUCAAUGAACUACUACUCCUACAGACUUAUGAUUCGACAGAGUGUAAGCAAUCCCCCCUUUUGAAAUGCCGUCAAUUGCUUCAUCACUACAUUGUGGAUAUGUAUGCAAAAAACGAAACAGAAUGUCUGCUUUUCAUUCGCUUGAAUCAGACCAAGCUGCGCUCUGAAGGAUAUAUUCAUUUGCAUGAUGCAGUUGUAAACGAUGGUAAUAGAGAUAACGUUGUAAGACUGACGAUUUUUUCAUCCACAUAUACAGACAGUUCACGUCAUAUGUUCGAGUACGCUCGAGGUGCAAUUGCUUACGUUUGUCAGUACGGACGUCCAGACCUACUUAUUACAUUCACAUGCAAUCCAGCUUGGGGGGAUAUUUAUCAGUUUUUACUUUCUGGGCUAUCGCCGGUGAAUAGGUAUGACAUAACAGCACGUGUUUUCAGGAAGAAAGUGCAAUCGCUGGUGAACUUCAUGGUGAAACACGAGGUGGUUGGGUCUGUGCGCCGCUGGAUGAAUUAGCUGGAACAGCAAAAGAGGGGACUGUCCCAUGCACAUGUAUUGAUCUGGCUCUAUAACAAGAUCACUUUCAACGAAAUCGACGAUGCCAUAUGCGCUGAAUUACCUGAAUUACCGACGCAGAAAUGCAAACUUAUUGCUUGGGAUGAAUGCACAGUGGCGCAAAAAAGGGUUCGAGACCCUUGACCGAACACUGCAGGACUUGCGAGGAAACAGCAGACCAUUUCCGAUGCACUGCUACUGCUUGCAGGAGACUUCAGACACACACUGCCUGUAAUUCCUCGAUCCAAACCAGUGGGCAAAAUAAAUGCCCACCGUCACCACUUACUCCAGAAUUCUCGAGCGCGACUGGGUGCAGCAAACAACUGCUCUGCCUUCGACGGCGGUUGGAAGGACAAUCCUGGGUUACGCACGCAAUACAUACCGCUACCCGGUGGCCUUACAUUUUUCUCAGUUGGGAACGUGCCCCUUCCUCUUUCCCUUAUUUCCCAAUGCAUCAUAUUGAGCCACGGCAACGCGUGGCGGGGUCCAGCUAGUUUGUAAUAAGAAUGAUUAGUAAAUGUAGUUGGGAAGGCAGUGAGAAUAGAUUAGGCUAUUGGAAUGGAAAAGGGUAUUAUGGGUAUAAGUAACGACUAUAGAACUCCAACUCUGACAUGCAUAAAGUUUUAGCUAAAAAUGGUGACAACGCAUGUAGUCCUGCAAAAAGUUAGCACCGAAAGGCACAGAUUGUAACUUAUGUCCCUCAGCCAAGGAACCGCCAACACGAUAGGUAAGGCGUAGGAAAAAAUACCCUGCCACGUUUAGCAACGCAUGCGAACGGUAAUGCGGCAGAAGCCACGACCAAUACAUGAGGUAAGGUUCUGCUACUGCCACCGCAAUUACUAUUAUUUGUAUAUAAGUACGACUGCGACGGGAUACGAAGAGUAUUAAGGUUGCGUCUCCUGAAACUGGUAUAUCUAAUUUCACCAAAAAUAGGAAGGCUAUUAGUAGUAUUGAACGCACUAGUAACAUGGACGGUGUUGUCAAUGAUAAUAACGGUAAGCGAUUAAGAAAGAAGUCUACCUGUAUGUACACUGUUGCAAUCUACGAAAUUUAAUCAUGACUACCGCAACUGUUACAAAUAGUGGCAUUUCUAUUGCCGCUAAUGUUUCCAACGAUGUUGAUACUACUAUUACUGCAAGUAAUAAUAGGGGUACUACACGAAUGAUAGUACUACUAAAAUGUACUGUGCUAGUGACGGCAAUUAUAGUGCGGAGGAUCUGAAAGCAACCAUAAGGAAAAAUGCACUGCUGUUGUUAUCCGCAGAGAUGAUUUCACACAUAAGCAUAGUACAGCUAAUAAAAAAUUCAUACGACUAGUAUUAGCGACAAAACAAGUACUAAUGCGAAUGAGACUGCCGUUGGGGAAAUUACUUCGGAGACUACUACUAAGAUAUGAGAACAAGUGGUAACUAUCAACAGUAAUACUUCUAUUAGAAAUUUGGCAACUGGAUCUAAUGGCACGGUAAUAAAUAGUGGUAUUGUCGACGGUGAUAAUAUUCUACUACUAGUACCAAUUUCGCCAACACAUUGAAUACUUGCGGUAUUCCAUUUUACAGGCGCAGGCAACUGUAAACGGGAUUGGGAGUCAAUAGAAGCCAAGAGACGAGUCCCAGGAAGCAGUAUUGAAGAAGAAGAAGAAGAAGAAGACACGAUUGCCGAGACAAGAGCUUUAUUAGCAUGAGGUUUCAGAUUCCUAAUCAAAUCCAUCAUCAGAGACAUAAGCAGAUAAGGGUGGUUUAUGCGCAUGCGGCUGCAGUAUGUAUAGGAUGGAGUAGGCAUGCUACCGCAUACCGAUGAAUAUUCACGGCUCCCUCCCCUCGCACGAACACCAAAGUUUGGCGAGCGCUUCCAUAUGUCGAGAACUUUUCGGAAGCUGUUGGCCGCCAUCUCGCACCACUUGGGGUUGGAGUUGCACACAGGCCGGAGGCAACCAUCAGGCGUCAGUUGAUGAAACCAAAAGACCCACUGCCACGGCUAGAAACGUCUGGAGUCGUUUAUUGGACCUGGUGCAGUUGCAGACAAAGCAACUACGUCGGAGAAACCGGAAGACAACUCCAAACGCGAAUGGCCGAACACGCUGCAGCGGUGCGGAGAAAUGACGCCAGCUCUCAAGUUGCGGCUCAUUCGACGGGUUCCGGCCACACAUUCAAAUUUGACGAGCCGAAAUUCUCGCAAGAGGUGACAACAGCGUGAGCCGGGAGCUGUUUGGGUCAUGGUUCACUGGUCCGCAGUCUAUUAACAAGUGCAAUGAUCUUCCCAUUCAAUACACCGUGCGGAGACCUCGUCUAGGCGGAGUAAUUGGCCACGCGGGGAGCGCACUGGUGAACACUCUUCCCAAUACACGGGUCAGCGCGUCAGAUGGUCGAGCAAUCAUCACACCAACAGCCAACGCACGUGAUGAAAUUGCAGCAAUUAACGACGUCAAUGUCGGCCAUCACGCCACGUGCAAAGAUCCCUGAUGAAGGGGAGGAAGCCGUGAAUAUUCAUAGGUAUGCGGUAGCAUGGCUAGUGCAUUCUAUAAAUACUGUAGCCGCAUGUGCAUGAACCACGCUUAUCUGCUUAUGUCUCUGAUGAUGGAUUCGAGUAGGAAUCCGAAACGUCAGGCUAAUAAAGCUCUUGUCCCGGCGAUCGUGUCUUCUUCUUCGGGAUUGGGAGUGUUCGUACAGGCAGUAUAUACAAUGCGAAGUGCUGGUGAAAAAACCAUCACCUCGGACCCUACUGUUAAUGCUCAUACGAACACGAAAGCAGUUCUCGUAGACCGAACGGUAGCUGAAGUCAACCGAUACCAUUGACGUUAUGCGUUUCACAGCUUUUACUUCUUUGCGUCGCGCGGUGUUGCAGCAAAUACACAUCGUUCUUGUUCGCCGGUUAAUGACAUUCGGAAAGUGUGCUAGCUAGGAAAUGUUAAUUGAAAUUUCGAAAUGCGUUUUAGUUUCACGAAGGUUUACGUAAGUUUGGCAUUAGAAUUAGCCUUCACACAAAGGAAUUCUACAACAGAUCAGUUACCGAGGGAUGCGGACUUUGAAUGAACUCCCUUUCAACCGCAUGCGAAUGCCGCACUCUGUAAAAAAUGACUACGGAAGUAGCAUGAAAUUUUCUCAUUGCUGGUCGAUGCCUUGAAAACUCAACUGUAUUGCAUGGAAAAGCAGGCGUGAAAGUAUUCAUUUUUCUACUAGCCCGUAUAAAAUUACGUCUUCUUCCAAUGUCCUACUGGAAAGAAGGACAGAGUUCGGUUUUGAAAAAUUUGUAAUUAUAAGGCGCUUUUAUAUCGGGAAAUACCCGUUCAUAGAAUAUCAUGCCUGUGCAUUUACUAAUGACUGGCUGACGACGGUUAAUAAGCCAGAAAUGGCCAUUCCAGUCUGCCUGGUCUUUGUCGGUAAUGCCAUUGUGCCUAUACAUGCGCCGCUGUUCGGCUGCUGGAUGGGCUCGAGAGAGAGCCCGUAAGGCACAACGGAACGAGUGAGUUCCGUAUGAACGAUCGGUGAGUGCCACGUACCAUUGUAUAUUCCCGAUCGAAAACCGACUGGGCAACGGGUUCGGGACCCAGUGGUUAGAGGCGUGGACUUCUAACUAAGAGGUCGCGAGUUCGAGCCUCAGGUGUUCCGCACUUCGAGAUUGGGUAUGAGUGGCUAACGACGGCUAAUAAGCCAGAAAUGGCCAUUCCAGUCUCCCUUGUCUUUGUCGGUAACGCCAUUCUGCCUAUAUCAUGCGCCGCUGUGCGGCUGCUGGUUGGGCUCAAGGGAGAGCCCGUAAGGCACAACGGAGCUAGUGAGUUACGUAUGAAAGAUCGGUGUGCGCCACCCACCAAGGUUUACAAUAGGACUCAAAUCCACUGGUUAAUUUCAGGAACCCCUUAUCAUCUCCUCAUUAUACCCCAGAGGGUUAUAUGGGUUUUCGUACAUCAAAGGUAUGUGGUUUUUGAGCUUUAAGCACCGAGAGCAAGUGUAAGCGCAGGUCAAGUCCAAAACCAUUCAGGAACGGAAAAAAGUUUCGAAAAGCGAGUAACACCCCUCGUUGGAGUAUAAAAUUAAAAAACGUAAUUGUUUACUGGAUGAGGAUAGGAAGGAAUGUUUUCAUACAUGUUUCCCCUGAGAUAUAAUUCAGUUGGCAAGGGCAUUGAAACUCAAUGAGGAGAAAUCUUGCUUUUAAAGUAGGCAUUUUCACCGAUUGUCUAUUUUGUAUGCAUUCGAAGGGAAGUUCGUUCGAAUGUCAAGAUUCCAACGGUAACUGAAGUACUAUAUUAUUGUGCUUCAUGGUGCGUGAUUUUACAGCCAUGCCUGCGUAGUCUGUUGGAAAUGAAAACGCAUUACAGAUUUUCGGUUAACAUGUCAGACAUGAGCACAUCAAUUGUAUAUCUGAUUGGCAUUACUAAGAAUGGCACUGGUACCGUUAUCUGAUGAAUUGCUGAUAGCGGUACUAAUGAUUAAGACUAACAUUGUUAGUAGCAACGACAUAAGUAAGCAAAUAAUACGCAUACGUGAAUGACAUGUUAAAGUACUGGGCUAGAUCAGGCCUGCUGUUAGUAGUGGGGACGCAGAUGUUACUUCCACUGUUAAAAUGGCUGCAUCAAAAGGGCCUACGCAAGCGCUGCGGUUGUUAGACAAAUCAAUCUUCUCCAAGUACUACUGCUUCUCCAAAACGGACUAUGCUAGUCCCCACACGAAAGCAUAUGUUUGCUGCAUAAACCAGGGAAAAGAUAGGGUUUAUGUACCUGACUAACAAUCGAGGUACUGCGGCAAGAGACUAGACUACAUAUGAUGAAGCAAUCCCUCCGUCACCAAUUUUCGUAUAGGAAGGCACUACCGAUAGUACGAGCGCAAUUGGUUUAAGAUAGGAAACUGCAGAUCCUGCUGCUGAUGUUGCUAUCCCAACGCAAGUACGAUGUAGACUCUGGGGACUGCCAAGUCUACCAUUGCAAGUGCGCAGUAAGUAGCUUGUAUGCCGAAGUUUACGUCAACUCAUCAUUCUGUUAAAUGUUGAUGGCGUUGUGUAAUCCCUACUACUGCUACGAAAACGGCUACUUUCGUGAAUACUCAUUUGCAAAUAUCAGGAACAGUUAAUCAAGAUCUGGAAAAAUAACGCACACUGUCGAUACAACAGAUAAUAAUUUAAGUGGAUUAAAUCUAAAACAAUUAAUCAUAUGCUUCCUGUCAGUGCCUUUAUUGAUCACAGACAAACUUCUUAUCCGCGUAUUGGAGAGUAAGGUAACAUUCAUAAUGGAAAUGUUCAACUCAGAACCAAAAGUCAAGUCGCCCAUCUGUCUAUAGAAAGUUUGUCUAGGACAACCUGAUUAGUAUACGUCACGGACAUUUCCGCCUAGGUAAGGAGGUUGAGUCGGUCGAUGGCAUGUCCCUGUGAAUGCCUGCAGUGAACGCAAUAGAGUACGCACUGUCUACUAAUUGCGCGCAUGCAGAUAGCGGCGACCGCAACCCCCCGGGUCUUUGUUCUCCCAUUCGCAAAGUUUCUACAGUAACGUGUGCGAUGGCACCAAAAGGCCUAGGUAGGCGGGGUCUAAAAGGAGGCACCCACUCAAGGGUCUGCAUGCCUGGCCCAGCGUGACCUCCAAGUGUUCGUAAUGUUGUGACAGCUGUUUCGACAGCCUCACUCGGUGUCUUGUGCCUGCAGGCUUCCGUUCCCCCCCCCCCCUUCCGCCGACGGACCAGUCAUCAUGGUCACAGUUUUAUGCCAAACAAAACACUUGAGUUUUUGGACUGGCCUGAACUUAUGACUAUGUGAGGGCGGUGGUAGACGGCGCCACCUCAGCCGGCUUCAGUCAAGACAUGACCGCCGGCCCACUAUCGAUUCCGUUAACCUUCCCCCAGCUUAGCUUCCUUAGUGUAUGGGAAAUGUAGUCACGUACUCUGCGUGUGUUCAUUGUCAGAGUGACAUGAGGGGACGCAUGCAUGGACAAGCUUACACGGGCUGCAAGACAAGCUUACACGAGAUGCAAGAAGCCCCAGUAGGCAAUGAUGGGAUGGCGUUCGAGUCAUAGUUCGGUACAUCGGAAUUCUCCUUACACCUAAACGCACUUUGCACGCCGAGAAGUCUCUAACCGGCUCUCAAGGUGAACUGUCAAGCCAGCGUACGAUCUUCCCGAACGUGAACCCGGUAACUACAAAAUAAACUGAGCUGGGGUAUGUGUACUGCAAUUGACUAACAGAUGCCCUCCGUCGGCGCCUAACUGCUGUAGUAAAUUUGAAACCAAACUCAAGAAAUUCAUUCAAACCGCACACGCGCGGUAGAGAUGACAGAGCACCAAAAAGUGCAGUCGGUAGACAGUUCGAAUACGGCGAAGUAUAUCUUGGUGUUUGGAAAAAAGGUGUAGUUUUCGUGAAGAUAAUUCACUGACGCACUACAAUCGUCGUCAGUGUCAUAUGAGCGAAGCAAAAAUUAUUAACGUUAUUUAGUAGACCGCAUCUAUUCUUAAGCAGAAUACAGGAAACCUCAGCAGCAGAUCUGAAAACCGGUUUGUAACUAUCGAAAGUUUGGCACACGACUAGUUUAAAUUUCGUAGUGUGUUUGGUAUGGGAGCAAAGAGAAGGUGGUUAGUACAUUUUUUUAACCUUCAUAAGGAUAGUUUCAUGAAAGUGGAGCUUAAAUCGAUGGAGUCUGAAUACCAACAUUCAUUGGCUGUGUUUUGCUAUCAUUGUGACUUCUACUGAGGGACGUUGAAGAGAACUAUUACUUCGAAGACUAAUAAGGUACUGAAAAACCGUCUGGUAAUAGUACUACCGCCGAUGAGGCCGCCUAUACGAAAUCAUCUCCUAGCAGUGCAACCGUCAAUGUUUGUAUAAAUACGGUCGUCAGUAUUAGACUAUGGGAAAGGCCUCUGCAAGCUGAAUCUUAUUGACGGUCAAAACAUAAAUAUGCCUGGGGUUUUUAAGGAUCGGAAGGUAUAGUACUCCAAGAGUGCUAAUCUUUCGUAGCACUGCGCCCUGAUAGUCUGAAAAGCACGUAGAACGACCGGAUUUAUCCUCGCAAAAUUCAGAACCAGCGGUAUUAGAAUACGCCUUUAUGAAAUAUACGAUCGACCUGGCCUGGAAUAAUGGUCGUUUUUAUUUAUCCUUAUGCGUGAUGCUGAACGAAAGAAAAUUGAAUCCGACCAAUAUUUUUUUUACCAAUAGAGUUUAACCCCUGAAGGCCGACAUCUGCUUUACCAGGAACGUGGCCGGCUUACAAGACAUGGUCCUUUAUGGUUUCGUAGAUUACGAAAGGGGAUUAUUUUUACUAUGUAAAGUGUUAUAUAAUCGUACCGGUAACCCACUCACUACUUUAAGACAUGUUGUCGACACUCGAAGUGAUAGUCACCGCUAGGUUUCUUAUUUCGUCCCUUUCACGCACCACUAGAUAUUAGCGAUUCCUGUCUGUAAAUGCAGUUGCUGUCUGACAUUGACUGACCGCGGAAUGUGAAAACUGUGCAAAAUUACCCUUUAUCUAAGAAAAGAAUUACUCAUUUUUUACAUUCAGAAAGCCCUCAAAUUAUUGUUGCGGAAUCCACUGAUGGAGUAUGCCGUAGCGACGGCGUUUGUGCUCUCCGAUCUCUAUGGCCGGUCUGACCAGGGACAGUUUCUUUGGCCAACGGGGGUAGCUGUCCUUCAGCGCUUCUGUUUGAAUCGAUCCCAGUUUCGUAAAAAGAAAUGGCAACUGAUAAUAUCCGAUACAGUGCUGCCCCUCCCUUCCUUGACUGUCGACAUGUUACUGUCAGAAGGUUUUUUCCUAGUGAACCAUCUAAACUCUAAAAACUACCAUUAACCGAAUUUUUAUCCCCUUUUUGAUGUGAGUUUGUGUUAACUGUUGGCCGGAUUUAUAUCUAACGCUUCCCUGGCGGUGCUUGUAAACUGCCAUUGAAUACAAUUAGCAUUAUUAUGGGUAAUGUCUCUGCCAGUAAUAUAAUUGUUAGUAGAACGACAGCAAUAUCGUUUGGGAUACAGCCAGUGCAAGCAGCAGAGCAGUCCCUUUAUGAAAUACGGCAGUCGACAAAAACGGUGAAUAUUACCUCUGCAGUAACUGCUGGUAGGAAAUUUACUAGUACGGUCGGGUUUGCUAUUGCUACAGAAAAGUGGUGUUAGCUGUCAUGCAAGCCAAUACGACUAAUGUAAUAUGAAUAUGAACACUCUUUCGGAUGCUAAGUUUUCAAAUGCAUAAGAUAACUGCCAAUAAUAGACGUAGUACCGGUACAACUACGGCAACCGGUUUCUCAGGGCGCUGUGUCUAGUAUUAAGAAAAGUAGACUAACUCAUGAAAUCUCAACGAAAACUCCUAAAUGCGUUUUCGUUUCGAAUAGAGUAAUUAAGGAAGGUUGUGAAACAAAUCGUUUUGACGCGUUAUUGCGUAAUGAGUCAGUUAGCUGCGGAUACCGGCAUUCAAACGAACUUCUUUCCGGCUGCAUACGAAAACUAUACUUGGGAAAAACUGACUAAUUAAGAAGCAGGCAAUUUUCUCAUGGAUUCUAGAUGCCCUUAGAAAUCUGUUAUAUGUCAUGGAAAACAUGCAUAGGAGUGGCGAUCGUCUUGCUCAUUCUAUGAAGAAUGACGUGUUCUUCGAAUGUCAUAGUCGAAGGAAGGGUAUAAUUCGGUUUUAAAAAAGUUUGUAGUAGCAAGAUUUUUAAAAGCGUGAAAUGGCCGUUUAUUGGACGUCAAAUCUUUGUAUGUAGGGAGAGGUCUUCUAAUGUUAACGAUAUGGCUCAAGUUCACUGCUGAAUUUUAUGAAUCCCAUGUUGUCUACUUUUAAUACCGAAGACAAAUAUAUGGCUUCCCGCACGCGGGAUUGUAUACAGCUUGUAGUUUGGAAACUCUGAUUACGAGUGUAACGGUAGGCGGGAAUCAAUGCUAUUCGUGGAACUGGAAAAGUAUUUUAACACCGAAGCAUACUCUUCCUUCGAGUACGAAAUUGGAAAAAGACGUCAGUUUCUAUCGAGUGAGCAGGAGAAUGCAUAUGGUUUAUGCAAGUUUUGUAGGAAAUGUAAGCGAAUUUCUAAGGGCAUCGAGAAUCACUGAAAAAAUGUAUGCUUUGUAAGUAAGCAUUAUUCUAAGAAAUAUAUUUUUAUAUACUUUAUAUUAUAUAUAUUUACGCAUAUUAUUUUUAUUGAGGUUUUUUUUCUCCUGUAAAUUAAUCCAACCAUUUUUAAAUUUUUUGUAUGGAGUUUUUUUUCACCCCUCGCUAGUCAUUUUUCUCAAUGGACUACUAAUUCAGAAACGAUGAUUUGCAUUUUGUAAAGAUUCUGUCUACCUCGUCUAAAAUGCGCAUGUAAAUUUAUUUUUACUUGCUUUGAUGAGACCCCGACGGGUCUUUAAUAAAAAAUGAUUAUUAUUAUAUACAACGGGAAAGACGUUCGUCCGAAAGCAGGCAUCCUCAGGUAACUGAAUUACUAUGGAAUUAUUCUGCAUGAUGAUUAAUUUUAUAACCCUACCUAAUGAAUGGUUCCGAAGGGAAAACAUAUUCUGGAAUGUCGGCGGACACUUCGUAAGUUAGCUCACCUUCGGUAAAUCGGGCGUUAAGCCUACUAUUACAGGUAGUACGACGACUACCGUCAGUGAAGCAAGAACUGUUUCAGAUGUUAUGAGAUGUGUCUCUCUCAGGAAAAGUAAGGAAGGUGAAUGGACCUACCCCUAUUGAAUUACAUGGAACUACACUAAUACAAGGAGGGAAAUACGCAAUUAGUAUCUGGAGGGUACCUAAGCCCAGACGGCUAAGUGGACUCUUGCAUCUAAUUCUGCCGUACGUAAUUGUGUUACCUCCACCUAUGGAAGAACUGCAAUCCCUAUGUCUACUUCUUUUUAUAUAAAACCUGCAUCUAUCACUAAUGCUAGGAGAACGUCGACGGGUACAGAAUCUGCUUCAAUGACUGGUGCUUAUGCUUCCGCCUCUAGUACAACCGCUACUAUGAAGGCCAUGAGUAUCAAUACUACUACUACUACUACUACUACUACUACUACUACUACUACUACUACUACUACUACUACUACUACUACUACUACCACUACUACUACUACCACUACUACUACUACUACUACUACUACUACUAA
Messenger RNA from Spirometra erinaceieuropaei, 29082 nucleotides. The record is from the annotation of a GenBank genome assembly. NCBI's taxonomy places the organism in Eukaryota, Metazoa, Platyhelminthes, Cestoda, Diphyllobothriidea, Diphyllobothriidae.